UAUACAGCACCGUACAGUAACAUUCAGUCUGCUCCAAGGCUUUCCUUGAUCAUCACGCGGGGGCGCGCAUUUAUAAUGGAGCGGUGGUCAGGCCGAGUUGCCGUAGUGACGGGAGCAAGUUCAGGUAUCGGCGCUGCGGUCGCAAAGGAGCUGGUGAAGCACAACAUGAAGGUGGUGGGAAUUGCUCGCAGACUUGAGAGGAUAGAGGCGCUGAAAAAUGAAGUAGAUGGAUUAGCCGGCUCCCUUUACCCACUCAAGGCUGACAUUUCUAGGGAAGAAGAAGUGGUGGCUGCAUUCGCCUGGGUGAAGAACAACCUUGGCAGUGUGGACGUGCUGAUCAACAAUGCAGGGAUAAUUGGCAGAAGCACGCUCCAUGAGGGCCCUGUGUCACAGUGGAGAUCCGUCCUGGACCUCAACGUGCUUGGUCUCAGUAUCUGCACCAAGGAGGCCCUCCAGUUGAUGAGGGAGAGUGGAGUGGACGAUGGUCACAUCAUACACAUCAGCAGCAUCAAUGGGCAUGGUGUCCCCCAACACAGCUUGGAGUACGACCUCAUGAUGUACUCGGCUACCAAGAACGCUGUCCAGGCGCUCACCGAGGGUCUCAGGCGUGAGCUGGUGCAGCGAAACUCCAAGAUCAAAGUUACGUCCAUAUGUCCAGGCAUGGUGCAAACAGAAAUCAUUCUUGCAGCAGGCUACAAGAUAGCUGAAGGUAUGACGGUUGAACAGUUUUACAGCAACCUUCCCCACCUCAAGUGUCAGGACAUUUGUGAAGCCAUCAUUUACAUUCUAGGCACUGCGCCUCAUAUACAGGUACAUGACCUUAUUAUCAAGCCUGUUGGAGAGCCGAUGUGAGCGGGCACACGUACAGCACUCCGUGAGCUUGUCUUCAAUGUAGUGGCAGAGACAUGACUCUCUGGUAGAGGGAGCCCAAAUUAUUUCUCUAGUUGUGACGUGAACCAUUAUUUACCAAUAACUUUGAGAAAAAGUUAUCAAGCUUACGGUUAAAUUCUGCUAAAUAUUAUUGCUUUAUAUUUUGAUUCUCUACUUAAAUAAGUAAUGUAACUGAUUUGUAGAAUCGCCCAAAGAAGAGAAAUGAAAUUACAAAUACUAUCAUAUCAUUACCCGUGCACAUUUUAUUAAAUACUGAAUAAAGUUAAUAUUCCAUCUGUCA
Messenger RNA from Cryptotermes secundus, 1171 nucleotides. Its product is annotated as farnesol dehydrogenase. The transcript is spliced from 7 exons. Bases 76 to 852 code for a protein of 258 amino acids. Lineage: Eukaryota; Metazoa; Arthropoda; Insecta; Blattodea; Kalotermitidae. The record is from RefSeq and is a predicted model, not a curated record.